Messenger RNA from Paramuricea clavata, 29644 nucleotides. Lineage: Eukaryota; Metazoa; Cnidaria; Anthozoa; Malacalcyonacea; Plexauridae. The record is from the annotation of a GenBank genome assembly.
UGUGUGAUCAAAAUAAAAUUUUCAUUCACAUUUCCCGCUGGUAUUCUUGUGAUCUCUGUUCUACAUUUUUUCGUUUUAUUUCCCACGUCGUUAUGUCAGAGAAGAAUAAAUCAAAGCUUGCUUAUGUUCAGGAAAUGUUUAAAGAUAAAGUAGAAGAAGAUGUCAUUAAGCUUGUUCUUACGGAGUGUCAGUACGAUGGUAUGUAAACGUAGCCAUUUCAUUUCAUUUUGAAAGAUGUUUACGUUUGUAGCAACGUAGUGGACUAAUUUUAACUUUUAUAAAUACGAGUUAUUACAAUUGAAAAAAAUGUGUUAAUUAAAUGGACUGUAUACAUGUCAUAAGUCAUGUGACCAGUCCUUUUAUAUUACCGUUUAUUCCAGAAUGGCGCGAUUUCGAUGCGGAAAAUCAAAAUUUCAAUAUUUUUGCUUAGAACACUAACCUUAAUACAGCUUUAUACCGUAUCUGUUUUUCAAUGUUGUUACUCAAUAAAUGAUUUAAUGUUAAUAGUUAUAGUUCAUUAUGGCAUCAACAUGGAACAGGUCUAUAUAUUUAUACCAGGCUUUCUGGCAGCAAAACCCAAAAAAUAGAAAUUUGCUGUGUAAGUCAAAUUUUGUAGAUUUCAGAGAACAUGCAGCACAUUGCGAUAAACUUCAUUCUCAACACAAGACAAUCUCAACCCAAUCUUAUAUGGUAUUAUAGUUUAUAAUAUAGCAUUUGUAAAUUCUGAACGCUGAUUGGCUAAGAGCCGUGUUGAUAUAACUCAAUGUCAACACGGGAAAUUUUCCGCCGCUCGUAAACACGGAAAUUUUUCUCAUCCUUCGGGCUUUUGACAUUGCUAUAUUAUAAAAAAAUAUAAAACAUUUUUCCGUAUUGAUAUAUAGUUAUAUCAACACUCGUGGAAGUUGGGAAAACUCGAAAUUGUAUGAAAACACUCCGCCCUUCGGGCGUCGUGUUUCCAUACAAUUUCUCGUUUUCCCAAUUCCACUUGUGUUGAUAUAACUGUAUAUCAACACGGAAAAUGUUUUAUAUUUGUUAAAUAUAAGAUGACAAAAAUUCCCUGCAAGAUCGAAGAAAUUUACUGCAAAGAUAUUUUGUUAAAAAUGUCACCAAAACGAUAUUACAGGCCAUAUACCAAAACAGUAGAUCAUUUCUCUUGCCCCCAAAAAUGUGUAAUGUUUUUGGUAUAAAAUGAGAUGGGAGUUGCUGCUUGUGAAUGAUGCUUCCUAACGAUUGGCCGAAACAGCAGUAGAAGUAUCUAGUAUCUACAUGGUUUUACAUUGUUGCGGUAGGAUGAGGCACCGAUUUCAGAAUAUUUUAGUACUGGCACUAAUGAGAUAAAAACCGAUACAUAAAUUGUGAAUUGCGUGUAGAAUUAAAAAGUCUUUCGAUUAAAACUGAUAGACAACAAAUAAAACAGUACUAUGCCACGCUUGUUUACAGAUAACAAACUACAGGAAAUGAAGUCAAAUUAGUGACUUCCCAUCAUGUGAUCUUCGCGCAUGCUCGAUAGAAGGUUUCUUCUGAGUUCAGAAACCACUUGUCUGCCAUCUUGGUAUUAUAAUUGACCUAAUUAACUGAGUUUUUGAUGACAUCACAAGCAGGGUAAACUUGUUACAGUAACAUUUCUUCAUGUGGGACUAAAUUUGAGGGCCACAGGUUUGUUAGUGUGAAUUCACUAUUAUGUGCUACCCUCGUAAAAUAAAGUUUUUCAUUCAUUCAUUGAACAUUCAUUUCUUCAAAAAGUGUCUUAAAAUGUGGUGAGUUAAUUUAAUUGAGUACUAAAAAGACUUCGGAAAAUCGAGUUUCAUAUUGAUAAUGACAUGUGGUUUGCAAGAUAAAAAUUUUGCUUUUUACCCCACUUGUGAUAAAUGCAUAUCCAAGCAUGCAUGCUGCUUUUGAUCAAAAUUGUGUGUUACAUGGAAUUAUUAUUUGUAUUUACAAAAAAAUAAGUGCUAGCCCCCUGUUAUAACCAUGAAGGCUAAUCGAGGCACUGAGGUGGUCAUUAAUAUAUUACAAUACUAUUAUUUAAAGAGUGUCACAAGCAGUGCCGGAUUAACCAUAUGGCAGAAGCGGCAUAUGCCACGGGCCCCGCGCUUUUGGGGCCCCGCGCUUACUCUCUUCUAUUUUUUCCCGAAUUUUUUGGUUCCAUGUUUCAGUGCGAGAUCCAAACAGUGCCACAAUGCGGGGCCCUAAAGAGCCCAAGUCCUCCAGAAAACGCGAGGGCCCCAAAAUUUAAAAAGACAGUCCCCAUCAAGCUGGGCCCAAACGUUUUUUUGUUCCCUUUUUCAGUGUUUCAGCGUGGGGCCUCAAAGAGCCCAAGGUCCUCAGAAAACAUCAGAACCCAAAAUUUAAAAAUUGAGCUCCAAAAUAGCUGGUCUCGAAACGGUUUUUUCUUUCCUUUUUCAGCACAGGAUCCAAACAGCGCGGGCCCCAAAGAGUCCAAGGCCUCUAAAGCGAAGCCCCCAACUAAAAAACGUGAGGCCCAAAAGUUUAAAUUCCUUCUCUGGGCAAGGGGCUCCAAAGAGUGAGGCCAAAAAAAUCAUAGGGGUCAGAAAAUAUCAAAAUUUGCAGUAAACUGUUUUAACAGUAUUUAAAAAUUCUAAAAGAUCGCUGAAUUUUGUGGAAGACGGCAGAAGUUCAUAUGGACGGUAUCAUGUUUAGCUAUUUUUCCCCUGCAAGCAAUAAUAAUAUAUGUUAAUGGUAUAAACUGGGUUGAAAUUCAGUUCGUUCAAAUUAUUGAUGUAUAAUUCUUUUGGUUUGUAAAUACACAGGAAACCUUUCAACGCAUGAAAUACAAGAGGAUAUUUUUUAAUCUUACUGAAUUCAGUGUCUAAAAUUCUGUUGGAAGGUUGGGGGGUGGGGGUCAAGGGGCCCCGCGCUGAUAAUAUGCCACGGGCCCCGCGGAACGUUAAUCCGGCCCUGGUCACAAGACGGUGCAAACAAAUUCGAAAAGAUUAGGAAGCAAAGGACACAAAAGACAAAGUACAAAACAAAACAGAAACCAAAACAAAACAAAGCAAAAGGAAAUUGAUUCUUACACAUAGUAAUUAUGUGGAUAACUAGUAGUAAUCAAUUAAUUGUUGUUUUAAAUUAUUUUUAAUAGAAGAUUUGUUCAGAGAUUUAAUAGACUCAUCAAUAUCAUUCCAGGUCUUAGAGCCAAUAAAUCGUAUAUUGAACUUUCCAUAGUUAUUGUGAGGUUAAGAAAGGGAGAAUGAUGAUUUUGCAGAAAGCCUUAUAUUAUAACGAUGCUUGGAACUAACAGAUGAAAAAAGUUCAUAAACUCAUAUGGAAGUUUGUUGUUGUUAAAUUUAUUCAUAAGUAAUGUUGUAUUAAGUAAACAAUAUCAGACAAUAUUUUUUUUUAUUUAAACAUAUUUUAUUCUCAACAUUUUCUCUUGCUCAUCGAGGGAGAUCAUGUUGACUUAUUUAAAACAUUGGAGUGCAUUGUUUUUAAAUAAAAGGUGCACAAACAUAAUAAGAUAAUUAUAAAGAAAAGAAGUAAAUAAUAGUUAAGCUCAAUGAAGAAAUCUAAAGAUAAGUUAUUACGUAUUAAUAUUCAGUUAAACUGGUGAAUCGCUUGGUUUGAAGAAUAAACAGUUGAACAUUCCGCAUCAAAAUUUCAUUUUCUUCAUAACCAAGUAUUUCUGAACCAUAUAGAAAUGUUUCAACUAUCUGAUCCUCCGAUAAGCUUAACCACGUAGCGUGGAGCAAUUGUGUAGACGAAGAAAGCAAUCAAAAAAUUUUAUGAGCUUUUAAAAGUCUCUUAAAAAUAGGUGAGGUAAUGAGAAAAUGUUAUUAUACCGGUACUAAUAAUAAUAAUAAUAAUGAAAACUUUAUUGAAUUUUUUACGUAUAUAUACAAUUGUAAAUCUCACUACUGACUUAGGUAAUUUACAAUUGGCUACAUGAAUCACAGAGUACUACAUAUAUGUACUAUUUACAGUAAAAACAAGAAUUGAAAAUGGGUAUAUGAUUAUAUAUAUAAUUAUAUGUAGUUAUUAAUUUAAAUGUUUUAAAAUUCAGGGUUUGUCCACUCUUUGUUUCGACAGCAAAAAAUAUAGUACGUCGCUCUAAUGCAUGGCAUAAGACGUCAUCUUUUUUAUGCAGUAAUGUUGCUGCUUUUUAUCCAUUCCUAUAGUGUCUAACAUUUCUAAAAAUGUGAAUAAUAAUAAUAAUAUACCAUAUUUUAACCUGUAUACAGGUUAAACUUUGGUCAGUUAAAAAUAUAGCUGCUAUCAUGCACUCAAGGACCUGUUUAAACUAAAUAGUCAAUCCUAUACUUAUAUAUAUUAACUAAAAACUACUAUCAUUUUGGUGUCAGUAUUUAUAAAUAUUUAAGAAUCCACUAAUCUGUGUCUAAUCAGUUUUCAUAAAAAAGUUUCUACACUUUAAAUUUGUCUAAAACGUAAAUGUGAUAUAUCAUUCCUCAAAUCUUCUGGCAGUUCGUUAAAAACCGUAGCCCCUUUGUCUUUGAGAAAAAAUAUCUUGCGACCAGUUUCUGUUUCCAUUUUUGGUAUAGCCUCAAUUUUGAGGUGUUUCCUCUUGUUUCUCUCUGGUGGAAGAACUCGUUACAAAUGCCAUUAAAUUGGUUAAGCAAAAGACCAUCCUGUGCACAGUGAAGUUUCCUAACAUUUCGUAUUGAACAGUGAACACCAGCGGUUAUGUGUUACGUUAGUACCAUAUACGAUAGUACCAUCUAUUAGACCUCUGUUGGAAAACUGCUCGCAGGUUUUCCACCAUUCCCUCCCGAAAUUUUUGUGUGAUGACUUGGAAAACGUCCAAAAGAGAGCGCUGGCUAUCAUUUCCCCGAACCAGUUAUAUGAGCAUAACCUGCAGAAGUUUAACUUAGCUACAUUAAAAGAUAGACGUAUAAAGUUAUGCGACAAGUUAUUCUCGUCCAUCAAGAGUUCGGAAUCUCAUAAGUUACACAAUCUUCUACCUCCUUUGCAAGAGGAAAACUAUGACAUUAGAAAGAAGCAAGUCUUCAAUAUUCCAAUGAUACGCACUGAACGCUUUAAACGGACUUUUAUUCCUUCGAUGUGCAAGUCUUGAUAACAAUUUGACCUUUGCAGUUAAAAAUUUUCUUGAACUGUCUUAUAUCAAAACUUAGCAUCUAAUGUAAUUUUAAGUUCGUGUCAUAAUAUAUAGCUUCUAAAUAGAUUACGCAAUUCAGCUUUUAUGAGCUGCAAUGUAAACUUUUUAAUUAAUCUAUCUGCAUGUAUCUAUCUAUCUAUCUAUCUAUUGACAGCACGAUCUUGAAUUUGCUGAAAUCGAUUUGCAGUGGUACAGACUUGGUAUAUCAUGAAAUAAGUGACCACAUGCAGUAUUCAAGAGUAAUGAUUCAAUCAUAACUGCAAUGAAAUACUGAUAAUGAGUUUGUAGAAGUUUUAAUCUGGUUAAUGGACUGGCAACGUUUAAAUUGUGAAGGCUGACUAGCUAUAGUAAUCAAAAUUUACAUCUGUUAAAAUAUUAUGCUUUCCAUCGGUCUGAGAAUGAUUUGGAAUAUUAUUUGGUUUUGAAAUUAAUUCGUAUCUGGGUUAGGCCAGAAGUUGCAAACUGCCGUUCAGUUCGUUGACUGUUUGAACUAUCGGUCUGAACUUUUCAUCGAGCUUUUUCUCCAGAAUUUCUUCAAGAAUCUUUUUUGUAAUUUGAGUCAUCAUAACAAGCAUAUGUGGACAGUGUAACGAUAUAAAGAAAAGAAAUGAUACACAAAUAAGACAAAAAUAUCCUCUUUCAAGGCGAACGUCAAACGCACGACCGCCAUCUUGUGACACGGAAUUAGUGUCGCUGACAACUCGCGAAUAGUGUUUUCAUUCGUUUUAUUAUCGCAGAGUGUCUCUGACUACUGCCAACUGACACAACAAAACAAAUUUUUUUGAUUUCUUGCGACAGUCUGCGAUGAAUUACGAUAGGCGGUUAAGGUAAUUCCGCAGUUUUGCAUUGCGCACUUUUACUGCGCACAUCUUAUAACUUCAUUUCAUCCAUUAUACGUACCGUUUCAAAAAAAAAUCAUUUAAUGACAAUUUUAUGUUACUUCAAAACAUCUUUGGUUACAUUCGUGCAAAGAAUUACGUUAAAAUUAAUUUUUUCAAAUAAGGCAUACAAAAGUGUAGCUAGGGUUCCUGUGUCUGUAGUAUGUUUAUUUACUUGUAUUUCACGUUUUAAUGCCACAAUUCCCUGAAAAUAGUUUUUUAACUGAUAAUUUAUUUCUUUAAUGUAUUUUACAUUUCAUAUCCGAAAUUAAAAGAAAAAUCAUUUCUGGAUCUUGAAAAAAAUCCUUUAUCAAUGCAUGUUCUCAAAGAAAAAUAUGUAGUACGUUAGUAGUUUCAUUUUGCUCAAAACACAAUAUUUUUUCAAAAAUAAUUACAAGAUAGGUUUACUAAAGCAAAAUCCGCGCUAAAAACGUCAAUAAAUAUCGGACUGUUGUGAUUUUGCUGUUACUCGUAAUGAGCGUCAAGAUGGCACCCUAUUGGGGUAAAGGUGGUAUAUUGUGAUUGUCAUAUCUUCUUAACGAGUCCGGUGAUCCCGACUUUUUUGUGUGAUUUUACUGUAAGUAUAUCAUAAACUCCAUGCCUGGGAAGUUUCAGCACAUUCUCAUUUCGGGAACAAUUACUGCGGAAUUACCUUAAACAGAAUCAACAUCGGUUACACUGAAAACCAGGAUUAAAAUAGGUCGUCGUUAGAGAUUUCUUAAAAAGUGUUCUUUAGUUAACGUCGAGUUUGUAUGGCCGUAGACAGGGCUCUACACAAUUUGUGCCCAGAUAUAUUUCUCUUAUGUUUUUGCUGAUUGAUAUGGAUUGAACUACCUAAAAAUACAAGUACAGCUGACUUCACCGUUUUGAGCGAAGGCCCUUCGUCGGCAGGGUUCGAAGUAGAGAAAAAGUAUGACCUGCAAGUCUAAAUAUUUUUGGCAGGUGAAUUAAAUUUUAGCCUGCCAUUUUUAUUCAUUGCCUUGAACUGCCAAAAUGGCGAUGUCUCAUAGGAGUCGUAUUGUAAAAAUCAAUAUUUUCAUGUUAUGCAUUUUAUUAUUUUUAAACUUGUCUACUACUACAGUAAACUUGGAUUUACAUUUCAAAUAUAAACAUAUUUAGUCAACUAAAUGAUCUAGUAUAUAUGAGUUGUGGUAAUGAAAUGAAAUAUAUCUAUAGAAUUUCACCUGCCAAUUUUUUUACUUGGCAGUUCAAAUUUGUUUUUGCCUGCCAUUUCUAAAAUAUGGCCUGCUUUUGGCCAUUGGCAGCCCGCUAUUUCGAGCCCUGUUCGUCGAGACGUUAGUAUAGCCAAACUUCCCGACGACGGGUCUUCGCUCGAGAUGUCGAAAUUUCACUUGUAUUUUUCAAGUAGUUGAAUCCAUAUCACUCCGCAGUUUUCUGGUAUUUUUGCCACUACCUACGCUGGCAUAGACCGCUCUCUUAUAUUUUUGUAUUUUUAGUGGAGAAAGCGGUGAUGCAGUUGUUAAGCAUAAGUGACAGUAAUAGCAGUAAGACGAAUGUUGGUGCUUCUUCAUCGCGUCGCAAAUUUGACGACAUCGACCCAGUUGACACUCCUCUACCUGAUAUGCAACGAUAUCGUACUCCAGAUACCAAGGACCUGCCCACAGAACAGUUUGAUUUUUCCUCUUUUCUUCCCCAAAGACAAUAUCCUGAUCCUUUCUCCACAACAAAACCUACUUCCCUUGGUACUAACCCUGCCUUUGGUACUGCCAGGCCUCCUACUGUACCAAAAGUCCAAAGUGGUACUAAAUUAACUGAUGGAUUUAAUGAAAAUGAAACAUAUGUCUCGGAUGAUGAUAUUGAUGAUCAUAUCGAUGCUAUUGAUUGUAUUGAUACUACUGCCAAAAAAGUUAAUCAAAAUGGUGCAAAUCAUCGCAAUGUUAAAGGUACGAAUAUUGUUGAACAAAAUGUCAGUCAUGGAAUGAGAAGGAAAAGUAGAGAGAACCAAUCAUUUCCAAACGAUAAGGCUCCAGGAAACAAGGGUAGGGAUCAACAAUCAUUUGUAAAUGGUAAGCCAGUUAAAGUCAACAAUCCACAGCAAAAACAAGUGAAUAAACUUAAUGGCGGCAGAACAACUAGCCCGCAUCCGUUUGCACCUCAAUUAAAUUUUCAACAAAAUCAAUCAUCAUACCUUGCCAAUCAAGCUCAAUAUUUUUCGAGCUUUCCUUCAUCUGCAUUCCCUCAUCCCUUCAUUCCACCUCGGGGCAACAUGCCGCCUGGGCAGUACCACAGACCACCCCCACAUCCAGGCUUUAGGAACCCUGUACUUCCUCAACCUGUACCCCAUCACCCUUUUCCGAUGAGGUCCGUCACACCUGGAAAUAAGGGACCAAACAAUUUUUUACCGACGGCAUCCGUGACAUAUGGUAAUAAAGUACCACACCAUUCUAUACCAACGGGAGCUAACCAGUCUAAACCCAUGACUGAUGGUUUCAAAGCACCUAACUAUUCUCUACCAAAUCAUUCCAUGUCAUAUGGUAAUAUGAGAGCUAAUCAGUCUUCGCCUAUGACUGUCACCACUGAUGGUUUCAAAGGAUCUAACAAUCUUUCAGCAACAUUGACAAAUGGUUUUAACAGGCCUAAUUACCCUGCACAAGCAACCAUACAUGGUAAUAAGCGACUUAACCACCCUGUACCAAACACUUCUACACAUGGUAGUAAAAGACCUAACCUUGCACCAACCACAACUUCUAUGGCGUAUGGUAAUAAAGGGUUCAACCAUUCUGUACCGGCAACCACCAUAACACAUGGUAAUAUAGGACCUAACCAUCCUAUACCAAACACAUCCACAUAUGGCAAUAAAGGACCUAUCUACCCUACACCAACCACAACCCCUAUGACAUAUGGUGCUAAAGGGUCUAAUGCUGCACAAGCAAACACACCACGUGGUAAUAUAGGACCUAACCAUCCUAUACCAAACACAUCCACAUAUGGCAAUAAAGGACCUAUCUACCCUACACCAACCACAACCUCCAUGACAUAUGGUACUAAAGGGUCUAAUAUCGCACAAGCAAACACCAUACCACAUAACGGAUUUAACCAUGCUAUACCAAAUGCUUCCACACAUGGCAAUAUAGGACCUAUCUACCGUUCACCAACCACAACCUCCAUGACAUAUGGUACUAAAGGAUCUAAAUCUGCACAAGAAACCACCAUUGCUCAUGGUAAUAAAGGCUCUAAUCAUCCUAGAUCAAUCACCCCAACACAUGUUAGCAGAGCACCUAACCACCUUACACCGACCACAAAUUCUAUGACACAUGAUAAUAGCCACUCCUCGUCAACAACGUCUGUAAGUAAUAAAGGAUCAAACAACAUGCAAAGAGGGUAUAGUGAUUCUCUAACAAGGAUGCAAGGUACACCUGUUUAUAAUUUUUUAUCCCUCAUUAAUUUUUAUUCCUUCAUUUAACAUGUAUUUGCAGUAUCAAUAUAAUCUUACUGUUUGUAUACAGUUGUGUACCUAAGUCUAUACACAUGUAAAAUUACUAGGGAUGUGUUGGAUACUGUUCUGCCAAAUACUUCAUGGACAGUCUGCCGGAUACCGGUCAGGGGGAAAUGGUAACCAGAUUUCAAAUAGUAACCAGAUGGUGGAAAUGUACUUGUACAAUACUUCACUUUUUCGCUAUUUUAUAGUCCAUUGUUUGAGUAUGUGCUUUAUCCCUUUAUAUAAUAUGCAUAAAUCAGGGUUCGUAGCAGUCUUUGAAAUCCUUGAAAGUCUUUAAAUUUGAAUGCAGGUCUUUAAGGUCUUUGAAAAGUCUUUAAAUUGUGUGAAAAAGCGAAGAAAGUCUUUAAAAGUCUUUAAAUUCUUUAGUGGGGAACUGAUUAUACGAUUUCCUAGCUAAUAAAAUAGAUUGAUUGAAUCAAGAUUUUCGCAAAUAUCAACGAAAAUGCACAUUUGAGGAUGUGAUUUGACGGGACUGACUACUGGGUAAAAACGGUGCUUACACUCGCCAUUUUUCGACAGCUGAUUGCUCUCAAAGAUCUUUGAAAAUAGGCAGAAAAAAUCUUUGAAAGUCUUUGAAUUUUUUUGGUCUUGGAGACUACGAACCCUGUAAAUGUAUGUGGCACAUUCAGCGGACCAUGUACGACAUUACAGUUUACAAAAACAAUUUCUGCAUGCUUGGUUCUAAUAAACAUUCCAGUGUUAUCUUGUAAAAUAUCCGGCCAAUUGUUACCGGAUAUCUCGCCCUUGAUAGUUGAAUAACUGUGUCACAGCAUUGGUAGGCUAUAUAUAGAUUAAGCUGAACAAGCUUUCGUUGGUAGGGAUGCAACUACCUGAAAAAUAUAAGGAGAAUGAAUUUCGACGUUUCGAGCGAAGGCCCUUCAUCUGGAGUUACUAGUGGGGGUCGGGAAAAUUACAUGAGCUUUUAUAUACCAGGAAUAUAGAAGCGAUCACGUGACAAAAAAUAAACCAAUCAGAUGGAUUUAGUCAAAACAAAGUAUAAACAAAAAAUGUAAAUCACAUUACAGACUAUAUUAAUGCAAAUAUACAGAAAACUACAGCAAAUACAAUAGAAAUUCGAGCCCUCUGUCCCAUUUUUGGUAGCAACAAAUAAUGAUAGCCGCAAAAGACACGAAAUGCGUCUCAUUUCCAAACUUGGCACUGUCCACCCCUAUGGCAUUGAUGAACUUUUUCCUAUGUUUGACUCUAUCUGUCUUUGCCUGUCUAAAGCAGACAUUGACAGUACUUUUAAUUCUUACCAUAUCUGAAUAUCGGAUUUCCAUAUCUUGAAAUUUGGUGUAAGGCAAAGAAGUCUAAAGAAGUAAGAUUUCCAUUUUUGCAGCAACAAAAGUGCCUACCAUAAUCUUGUUAAUGUAACCAGGCAUCUGGUUGUACUUGGCCAGGACGUCCUUGUUAAAAUAAUCUACGCUAGCAGAGCCUCUUGUAAGAUUUUUUACGUGUGUAUAUUGCAUUAGUUUUCAUUAAGCUUGUACGACUGUACUGUCGAGUUUUAAACUUUGUCACUCUAUUGUGUGCCUUUCAUAACAGCUAAAUUUCCAUCUCACGGAAAGAGGUCCUUAAUAAUACUGCGUGGCUUGCCUGGUAGUGGAAAAUCAACACUAGCAAGGUGAAUAUCACGUCCUAAAUGUAAUGGAUGAUUCCUGCUAUCGACUAAUUUUUUAUCUAGACAAGAAAGACGAAAUCUAUCACUAUAGCUCAAAAGAGCUUCCUAAAAUUAGUAAGAUUGCAAAGUUUGGUUGCGAAAUGUUGUAAAAUAAGGACAUAUUACACACGGAAAAAUGUACCACUUUCAGCUCAAAAGUGGUGCAUUUUUCCGCGCGUAUAAUAAGCAAUUAUUGGAUGAGGCUGAGCAUGAUAUCAAGAAUUAUUCAGACCGAGGUCAAUGUUAUCUGCCGAAGCGAAGCUGAGGCGGAUAACAUAGACCGAGGUCUGAAUAAUUCUUGAUAUCAUGCGAAAGCCGAAUCCAAUAAUUGUUUUAUUAUACAUUUAAAGACAUGAGAAACGUAUAAAACGCUUCCUGUUCAUGAGGUAGGAAAAGUACAAUUUGAAUAUCAAACACCUUGCACAAAGUCAAAGGUCAGCUAAAUAUUCUAUUUCUACUUCUAUUUACCCCUUUGUGGCUUUUUUCUUGCUUUCACUAUCCUUAUCUGCCAAUAAUUCGGAGAGUUCACUUUCAUUCAGCGAAGCAAAUCUGCUGUCGGCCAUUGUUUGUUUGUUUUUUUCGCGCGCUUUUUGGUUCAAGCUUUUGGCCGCGCAAGGGUUUGGGCACGAGAGAGUCCAAUAAUUUUUUUUUUGGAUGCAAGUUCGAUCCAAAAAAACAAUUAUUGGACGCUGAUGACGUCAUCGGCGAAAAAUACGUAAUAAAUGCCGAAUACUGAAAAUUAGCCGGUGCUUUCUGACCAAUUAGAAACGAGAAUACAUAUUAAAUGUAUAAUAAUGCUCAGUAUUUUAAUACUCAAAAUUUGCUAAUUUCACAGUGCUAUAUUUUCCAUAUUUUGCAACCAAAUUUGGCAAUUUUACUAAUUUAAGGAUGUUCAUUUACGCUAUAAUUGUAGAUUUCUUCUUCCUUGUCUGGAUAAAAAAUUAUUCUAUAGCCAUGGAAUCAUCUAUUGUCAUACUAUGUAUUUAUCAUUCUGAAGAUGCCUUGACCUAAAGAUGAAACGUUAAUAUACUUCAAUAAAACUACUGUAUAUUUGUAUCUUCAUGUCCAUAAUCUUUGUGUUUAUGUGCACGUUAUGCUAUAGCCAUUAAUUUUCAUUAUACGAUUGUACAUUUAAUGAUUCCCAUCCCCGCCUUCCACCAUUCAAUAAUCUAUGUAAUCUUCUCUAUUUAGACAAUUGAGUGCUGCGCUAGGUGGCAUGACCAUUUCUACUGAUGAUUUUUUCCAAUUGAAAGGGAAUAGGUAAGUGGUGUUAUAAUGUCAUUAGGCCACAUAAAAUAAAUUCCUUGAUUCUCAUCGCUACGUUUUGAAAAUGUCGAAGAGGCGGGAGGUUUAUAUUUUAAAUAAUUUAUCGAUCCAUAAAUAACAUUCAUAACAUUUAAAGCGAAAUGGCAAUAUAUUUUUUAUUUUCUCAUUUGAAAGAACUUUUAAGACUGUAAUACUCGAAAGGAAUGAAAUGUCCGCCGUCUUCAAUUUUUGUAGAUCUACAUGUCACGUCACAACCACUAAUCAUUUUGCACUCAACACUAUGCUCUGUCUGCCAUUCGAAAUACCAAGAUCACUCAAAACCUUUAAGAGGCAAUUUUUUUCAAUGUCGCGUAUUUGCAAUGAAAAGUGUUCAAAACCUAAAAUCUUUUUGGCGUUCCUCUCAAAAUUACUUUGCUUUAGCUUUAUUCUCUAGUUUAUAGAGUUAGCUACCUUUUUCAAUGCAUCUUCCGGUUGAGAAACAUAAAAUAAUAGUUAAAAAUUGUCAAUUAAAAUACAAUUAUCAAUGUUGCUUUAAAAUUGACGCCAUAUUUACAGUAAUAUAUAAGCAAAACUUACUGAACUUCAGACAUCAUUUUCUCUUUGGCGUAUCAUCUAAAAUCUCUUCAUUUUAGCAUUAUUUUACAGAUAAAACAUUAAACAUACUUUUGAAGUUUGUUUGCCGACUGAGAAACGUAUCGAAAAAUAAAAAUUUUGAAUUUAGUCAUAACCUCAAGUGAUAUAUCAUACCCAUUAGUUUUGUGCGCGUGUUACGUAACAUACAAAAAAAUCUCUUAAAACAUAUACUAUACCAAUCAAUAUUUGGUCAUCAACGAAUACUUUUAUAUGGUUAAUCCCUGUUGUGACGUCACAAAACUACUGUUAAAACAAUCAAAAAUUUAUUCAAGAUGCAUGGCGGAUGUCUCAUUACUUCAAGUGAAAAUAUUUCAAGAACUAAGCAAGAUAUGAAAAAUCGGUAAAGAAGUUAAUAUAUAGUUUCAAAAAAUUAAUAUAUAGUUUUAAAUGAGAAAAUAAAAAAUUAUAUUGCCAUUUCCAUUUAAUAUUUAUGUUAUUUCCGAAGCGAAGUGCGACCGUCAGAAAUCGAAAUAAACGUAUUGCAUUACAUAGUUCUGUCAUCUUCAAACGUAACUCCACGAAUAUAUUUCGUGCACUGAAAAUGGAUAAAUCUCGCCUCCAAUCUCUGUUGCCCCGAUAAACUCAAUAGGUAGAACGGCGGACUCGAGUGCCAAAGGCGUGAGUUCAAAUCCAGCUCCAGUCAACUUUCACAGUUGGUUUCGGUAGUGUACAAAAUCAUGUUGGAAAUGUUCUCUUCAGGUUGGAGUAUGUCGACAUUCUAAAUUCUCUCUCCUAAUAUUUUAGUGUUCAUGCAACAUAAAUCUCUUCUAGGUCGCAACAAUGAAUACAUUGUUGAAUCAACACAAAAUGUUACGUUUUUGGUGACAGAAUAACACUUUUGGAUUAUUUUCAUUCUACAAAAGUGUCAAAAAGUGUACGAAUGUCUGGAGUUAAUUGAACUCCUUGAAAUUUGCAGUGCAUGAUUCACUGAUUGUUUAAUAAAUAAUAAUAUUAUAUGGCUUUACAAAAUUCUCUAUUCUGAUUGGUUGACAAGCGGUCUGUAAAAACCCAUAUCCGGACCGUGCAUGGUCCGUAUUUUCCGUGGCGGGAAAUUUUUGCUUUGCAAACAGAAAAAAUGUUUGCUGUUUAAUUUUCCAAUUGUGUGUCAUUAAAAUUUACAGAUAGAAAUUCCAAACAACCAAAUUGUUUUUGAUUGAGCAUGCAUGCCUACCGUAUAUUGUUACCCAGUGAAACUGACGAUAGCUGAUUUAAUUCGCAUAUGCUCACAGACUCAGUUCAGCCAUAUAAUAAACCGAUUAUUGACCUCUCUUGUUCGGUCUGUACUGUGAAAUAUCAGACCUCUGUUUUUUGCAUGGACCUCGGUCCAUACUAAAAAACCUCGGUCUGAUAUUUCACAGUACAGACCUCACGCUCGGUCAAUAAGCCGUUAAUAUCCUCGAUUUAACGCUCAUAUCCGUUUAGAUGUUCAUUCUAUUUCCUUUCACUGUAGAUAUUGUUUCAACCCCAUCGAGUUGCCUGCAGCUCAUGAAUGGAAUCAGGAUCGAGGUCAGUUUAAGUGUGUGAUUAUAAACCUAAAUUAAUGUUCUGUUAAGCAAUUAACAACUUGCAUGCAUAUUAGACGAAAUUUUAAUCCAAGUAAAGAGAAGGGAAUCAAACACCGCAGCUAAAAAGAAAAUAAUGAAAUUAGUAAAAUUGCCAAAUUUGGUUGCAAAUGUUGUAAAGCUUGGAAAAGAUAUAGUCUUGCAAAGUUGUAUAUGUGUGCAUUACGUGCGGAAAUUGUUACCAUUUUUCGCUCAAAAUUAGAAAUGUAUUUAGUGACACUGUCUGUAAAUAUAUGUAGUUGCAGUGCUAAUAGCUACCGUGUAAAUGUUAGACUUGCAUGGUAUGUAUUUAUCAAUUAUCUUUCGGCUCAUUCUCGACCAUGUGAGAUUAACAUGCAGAAAUUAAGAUUUCAAAUUAUGAACUGAAAUGAAUGGUUGUUUUAGCUGUAAUGUCUGAAACCAGUUAAUUAAUCAUUUAUAAAUAUCUAUUCCAGUUUAUUUUGCUUUGCAUCACAAAAGGUUAUCCUUGGGUACCAUGUAGUAAAACAAGAAAAUGUUGUAACUACUUUAUGAAAAGUAGAAAAAAACCGUUGUAGAAUGUCUCUGGAGUCUGGAUGUAAUCUGCGAAACAGUGGAAUGACCAAGUUACCUAUUUAGUAUUUUCCUCUCGUGAUAUUGAAGUUAUAUUUCAUGAACUUCCCUCGUCUAAUCACAAUAAUUCCUUUCUUACCAAACCCGUUCACGGUUAUCGUAAUUCAUAUUGCAUUAUUUAUAGGUGCUCGUCUUUUCGCCCCAUUACCAUGCAGCUAAAAUUGUCCCCAUUUCGACAGGGCCAAUUUAGACGUCUAAUCAUAGAAUAAUUUCCCCCUUACCAAACCCGUGCAAGGCUAUCGUAAGUGAUAUUGCAUUAUUCAAGUCAUUCAAAACGCUAUUUUUUUCUUAGCCAAGAAGUUCAUGGAAGCAGGAUUGACGCCACUGAUUAUCGACAACACAAACACUCAGUCUUGGGAAAUGAGGCCUUACGUUCUAAUUGUAAGAUAGCGAUACCUCUAUGAUUGUUUGUUCCGUAUGUGCUAAUUGUAUUAUUUUGUCAAAGGUAUAGUUAUUGAUUAGGUUUAUUUUUAGGGUUUAAAAUGUGGAUAUGAAGUUGAUAUCAUUGAACCAGAGACUUGGUGGAAAUGGAAUAUAAAAGAACUGGAAAGGUGGAUAAAUAUUUUGUUAUGUGUAAUCCCGUCGAAAGUUGUCAGUGAGUAAUUUUAGAAAAUACAAUACAUAAGAAUACACACUUCUAAAACCGUUGGCAUUUUUAUUCAACGUUUUGACCAUAUCUGAUUCCUGGUGUUGACUCCAAGAUAGAAACGUUGAUUAAAAACGUUAGCCAUAAUUCAGCUCAUGCCAUGGGCAUCUCACUCGAUUUGCAACUAUAUAGACCCUACGAUUCUGAUGCAGCGCUCUAACCAACUGAGCUGUAGAGUCCAAUUGUCGAGCUCUAACCACAGCCCACAGGUUCAUGUAUAUAUACACGCACCAAGGUGGUGCCAAUGUAAGGUGUAUAGUAUGGUUGCAUAUCAGGAUUUGGGACAUCUGACUCGAACUCGUGGUUACAAGAGCUCGACGACUGGACUGCAUAUAGCUCAGUUGGUUAGAGCGCUGCACCAGACUCGCAGGGCCACAGGUUUGAUUCCUGCCAGAGGGUCUAUAGUUGCAUUUUUCGCAACUGCUCCUGGUUAGGUCUAAUAAAUAGGUCGUCUAUUAAAAUUUACACUCGGAAUUUCCAUCUACUGUACAAAACCCUUCGCAGUUUAACUGUAUUAGGCGUACGAAGCCUAGGAAUAUUCAAUAUUCAUGAAUGUUUUGGCGUGAAAUCACGACACGUUAUUGCGCAUUCCACCCUGCAUUAAUUAACAGUUUUGUAAAUAUUAUCAAUGCCAUAUUGUGAUCUUAUGCUAAAUUUUAACCACUGACGUCUAUUACCUUUAUUAAAUUCCAUUUUUUAGGAGGAACACUCAUGGUGUUCCAUCAAACAUUUUAGAAAGAAUGUUGGAACGUUAUGAAAAGAAUGUUACGGUUGAUAGAAUUGCGAAAACGGCGGCCAAGCCGAUCAUUACUCCGAAAUCUGAUGGUAGGGCCGACAUUGGCAAUGCGGUGAAACGUGAAACAGACAGUAAACACGAAUGUACCUCCAAUGGAAAUAAGCUAAUAAAUGAAAGUGAAAAAGUGUCUCAGACAGAUGUGAAAUCAGGCCUUGGAAACAACCAAAGAAAACCUUGUCAGGCCGAGACCAGGCGAACAGCUACCACGAAGAAGACGAUUUCUUUGUCGGCGAACUUUUCAGCGUCUCGUGACCGUAAGCGCCCUUUUGGUGCUAAUACAAAGACGAAACAAGGGGAUAAACGAGAGGAAAAGAGCUUCAAAGAUAACACGGUGGGGAAGGGCUUAGAUUCUACAGGGAACGCUGCAGAAGUAAGUGAAAAUGGUGGAUCGGAUUUGGAUGCUGUAGUGACGCGUGAGGAUGAACAAAGCAUCCCCGUUUCUCUUGUUUCAUCUAUUGAUGCACCUGUCAAUGAACAAGAAACAUCUGAAGAAAAGUGCGUUCCUCAGGUUGAUAUGAGCAUUGAAAAUAAAUUAAAUGAUCUCUUGGAAUCUGAGUGUGCAGAUGAAGAGUCUUCUAGCAAAAGCAAGUCAGAUGGGUGUGAAAGUGAGAACACUAGUACAACAAGGAACGAUCAGCCAGUAGUCACCCUGGAUGAUGAAACAGGCCUGCACCAUGUUCCCUUUAAUGAUGAUGAUGCCCCCAGUAUAGGUAGUGUGCUAAGUUCCAAAGCAUUCCUACCAGAUGAUAAUCAAUUGGUCUCCAAGAAUACUUCAGUCAGUUCAUCUUCUAAUCUGGACGAAGUUAGCGAUGAGUGUGAGGAAGUUAGAAAUGAAGGUCAUCCUCACUGUACUUUGGCCAGUCAGCAAACAUUUUCCGACUCGGAGCAUUCACUUUCUGAGGAAAAUACCUCACUGGAACCUGAUUUACAAGUAUUAAGGAAAGAUGAUAUUACUGAUAUCCACUCUAAUUCCAAGUUUGAUCGAACUCAACCAUGUAUUUCGGACGAGGAGCUGACUGAAAUUUCUUGUGGAAAAACCCAAGAAAAUGAUCUAGUAUAUCAUUCUGACAAUGACAUACAAUUUACGAGAACAGAUGAAGAAACCUUUAGCCACCUGGCAAAAAAUCGAAAUGCUGAUAAACAAUUAGAGAACAAUGAAAACUCCUGUCCAAGUAAUCAACAAUUUCUUGCUCAAAAUCGAGUACGUUUAACUGAAUCACAGGAUUGUAGUGUGAAGGAUGCAGUUAUUGACUUACAAACAGAUGUUCCAGAUACAAGCAAUGAGGACAUCGAUACUUGCCGUAAAGGUGAAGGUUUUCCUAGUAAAGAUCCCAGGCUAACAAGCGGCUCCUCUUCACCGUGUAUUGAUUUACAUGAUCUGAAAGAUCAAAAUCCAACUGCCAAUACGGGUCGACAUGAUCCUGGCAGUGCCAAUAGCGAUAGAUGUGAUACCAAUACUAUUCAGCCGGGCCCUAGUUCUGAUUUGCUAGAAUAUAACGCCCUACCAAGUGCACCUUCUGGUGCAUUUGGCAUGCUCAAUAAUACUGUGGUAGAUCCUAUACGUGGCUCGCAAGAGCAUGAUCGAUCUAUUGUAAUAGAUCCAUUUACUAAUAUGAUUGUUUCCCACACUGGUGUCGAACCACGUUUGCCAGAUCUAGUUGUAAAUCCUAACUCUGUUGUGCGUUCAGAUACGAAAUUGGAUGCCCCAACUUGUAAAGGUAGUAAGCAAGAUUCUGGUACUGACCACAUAGGCAUGGAUACUGCUAACAAUAAUCCAGACAUUGUCAAGCAGGAUCCCAUUAUUACCUUAUCAAAUCCUUCUUGUGGGAAUAGUUCGAAUGCUGCAAUAGAUUUGUGUACUGUUGUGCAGUCUUCUAACAAUGAUUUAGAACGUGCUGAUCAUGAAAAGGUUAGCCCAACAUAUUCCAAUGCUGAGAUAGAUUCUGUUAAUGUUCAUUUACAUAAUAAUGAAAUGAGAGAUCCUUUAAUUGAUCGAACAAAAAUGAAUGCUAAAGAUGGGUCUUUCGACCUACAGACUCGUGACUCAUUUACUGACUCCGAUAAACCAGGUUCUGCUGCUGACAAGAACGACGCUCUUGAUCCCAUUCAGUUCUUAAAAGAUUGUUUCCCACACACUGAAAUUGACCUACUGAAGUCGUUUUUAGAUUCUUGUAAUGGAGAUUUGUUAAAAACUGUGGACUCUCUUCUUGAGUAUAAUAAGAAUGAUUACCAUGAUAUGAAUGAAGAGUCAACACGGGAAGAUCUCGACAUCAGUUCACCAAAACAAUCGUCGGUUCGCUCGGCAGAUUCCAUUACAUCUCCCAGAGAGAAUGUUGCUUCACGACAUUUGAAUACACCAGAAGAAAACCGGAAUUUUUAUGGCACUGUGAAUGUGGAAUCUCCGAUAUCCAGUACUCCAAAGAAAUUUCAAGGUGUUCCUGUUGAUUCCCUUCACCUCACUCUUGAUCCAGCCAUGGCAUUACAACUGCUUGAAAUGUUUGGGGCAUUCAGUGGCGUGAGUGCAAGAGGUAUCUGUUCUAAUUAACGUAUUUCUUCUAUUAGCACCCAUUCUCUCUGUUAGUUAAGGCCCCAUAUACAUGAAACUGAGAUGCAGUCAAACUGGGAUGAAACUCGAAAUUUUCAGGAUGUUCACAUGAGACCGUGAAGAAAACCACAAGUCUUUUAAUUUUAUUUUUGUGAAUUGUGAUGUUACCCUGAGUGUGCAUCCCCACCGGUGACCACGGUGAAAUCGAACCCGCGACCUUUGGGAUAUGACUAGUCCAAUGCUCUACCAACUGAGCUACGAGGUCAAGUCGGUUAGAAUUGGUGAUAUUUCGGAACUGAGUCUAGUUCCUUCGAUAUAUCGAUGAGUCUAGUUCCUUCCAACUGAGCUACGAGGUCAAGUCGGUUGGAAUUGGUGAUAUUUCGGAACUGAGUCUAGUUCCUUAGAAUACAUUGAUAUCGAAGGUAGUGACUCAGUUCCGAAAUAUCACCAAUUCGAACUGACUUGACCUCGUAGCUCAGUUGGUAGAGCAUUGGACUAGUAUCCCAAAGGUCGCGGGUUCGAUUCCCAUCGUGGUCAGGCAAACUUUUUCUCAGCUUGCCCGAUGCGGAUGCACACUCAGAGUGACAUCACAAACAUCGUAUUCACCUGAGAACGUAACACCAACACACACAAAAAGUAUCUUUUAAUUCCCCUUGCCCGCCAUUUUCUUUUUUUACAGUGCUUUUGUGAGCAUGCAUUGUUCCGAAGCCAAGAGCACAGCCGAGACCGAUCGGAAAUGUAUUUGUGUUUACAUUUAUGCCGCUCCGAAUUCAUCCUGGUCUGAAGAUAGUCGGUUCGGUCCAGCGAGCUGGAUAACUUCAGACCUGUCUGGAUUAUUUUUCGUCCCGGUCUCAUGUAAACAUGCUGUGCGAUUUCAGUAUAGAUUUGGUGAGAUCUGUGUGCCGGUUUAAAUUAUUUAUGUUUUGUGUUUUCAGAUCCCUUAUCUGAGAGUGCUCGAUCCAUUAGAAUUGACAAAGAUUUCGCGAAAACUCUCUACACGAAAUGGAGGAAGACUGUUCAGGUAUUGUUAUUCACAUAAGUGUGUAAUAAUAAUAUCUUUCCAUUUGUGAACUGUUCCAAUUCCACAUGUGAAAUAAUAUUUUUUCACAUAUGAAAUUAAUUUUCACAUAUGAACCUUUACUUUCAUAUAUGAAAGAAUAUGUGAAACUCAAUUGGCAUUUUGACAUGUGCAUGAAAUGUUCCAAUUCAUGCCUGUAGAUUUUAUUUGUGUGGAAGUUGCCAAGGAUUUUUGAAGAUGUUAGCCAAAAAGCUAGGUUUAUACAGCUACAGUAACUCCACGCCUAUUCAUGAUUUUGGCCAUGAGUUGGCCUGUAGCUUCAGAAUUUUAAGCUGAACUAUAAGUUGAAACUCUAACAACUUUUUAAAAUACUAUUCUAUGUUUAAAGUGCCAAAACACUUGUGGGACCUUUAUGGAUUUGAACAGAGCAUAAAAAGUUAGUUAAUAAGUUCAAAAGACUUUUUUGAUUUAGUGCAAUAAUUUGAAGAUACAAGCCUCUAAACUAUCUACAGUUCCUGAGUCCCAGGCUCCUAUGCACAAUGGACCGUUUGGAAAAAGGCCAAAUUCAAUAGCCGUGUUUAGAGCCCAGGAGCCUGGGAAUUAGGAACAGUCCGUUGUUUAAAGGCCUAUAUCCUCAAAACUAUUGCAUUAAAUAAAAAAAAUCUUUUGAACUUAUUAACUAACUUUUUACGCUCUUUUCAAAUCCAUAAAGAUCCCACAAGUGAUAUAGGCACUUCAAUUACAACAAGGUGCUGUAAAACACGUUGUUUUACAGCGUCCUCGUAGCAAUUAUCGACCUUAAGCAUGUAGGACGGGACGGCGACGGCAAACAAACUCGUUGAACCAAAUGAUUGCAGAAGAAGUCUUCUCUAUUAAACAUCGUAUGAAAAAUAAUACAGUUUAAGGAUUUAGGUUAACACAGUGUUAAUGAAUGAGAAAAAUUCUAUGACCCAAUUGAAAGUAGCAGUUGACCCAGCUUGAAAUGUAAGCGUUCUAUACAAGACGGGAUAACCUGUAUUUUGCCGUUGUAAGCAGAGCGACGGCGAUGUCUAAAACGUGAUUUUGAUUGUAUACAUUUUUGCUCAUUUAAGAAAUUGAGCAGAAUAUAUAAUAUUAAUAUUAAUACAACGCAGAUACAUAUUAAUACAACGCACAUAUAUUAAUACAAGAGUAUUAAUAUGAUACUAUUAGCCGUCCUCGUUACACUUUCGUCCGGCAUGACGUUCUUAAUAACAGUAGCUAGUUCUUUAUAUAAUUUUAAAAGCGUGAAAUUUAAGGCUGUUUCUUGUCACGUCCCCAUACUAGAUUAGGCAUUGCUUAAAUUCGAAUUAACUCUAAAAUGCGCGAUUUUUAUCGGUAACUUUCGCACUAACUGUAGUUAACUUUAACUAACUUUUUAUAUUAACCGGACCCAUGCAGGAAUACAAUCCUUCGAGAUCAAAUAUUGCGUUCAGAUUAGCCAUUUCGUAUUACAUAUGAAACCUCUGGCUCGUCCCCAGGCGCUAGGGGACGAGGCAGGUGAAACCUUAGCCCUUCGUGUACACUCUUAUUGGCCUUAACAUCGCAUGAUAGACUUGCGUUCUGGUAGAUUGGACAUUGCACAAGGAAUCUUACAAUCACGUAGUUUUAUCAAAUUUUUAGUGAAGAAAGCCAGAAAAUUGCUGGUUAAGAUAAAAUACGUUUGAUAGGCGUUCACCUAAAACCUUUGUUUCCUCUGCCCGACUAAACAGAAAUAAGACAAGAAAAUAGGUGUAAACUUGUUUAGGUUGAUGCGAUAUAUCGAUAUUUUGAAAAUAUCGAUAUUCAAUUUUUCGCAUAUCGAAAAUCUCCUAAAUAAUCUAAUCUCCUUUUUUCGGCAAUUAUCACUGGAAAGAUUUUGAAAAUCCAUAGAAGGUCAUAUAGAAUGGAAAUUGUAUGGUCCUUUAUUGGAAAUAGAAUGGAUUUUGAUUAUCCAUAAUAAUUGUAACAAUACUAUGGAUAUAGUAUUGAAAUAGUAUGGCUAUACUAUGGAUUUAAUGGUGUAAUUGCAAAUUUCAUUGUGUGGAUUUCGCAUUUUUUCCCAGUGUAUUGCCCGGUAAAGUUUAUAAUACACGUGUAUGACGGAAAUUGCUGAUCAAGUAGGAAGCGCGUGCGCAAUUUACUGUCGUUCCAAUUGAAGUGUUCCUCAAAUAUUGAUUCAAUACAUUACCUCGGGCUGACCAAUUCAUUUGAUCAAGUUCCUCGAAAUAUUCAUACACUUCCUAGUAUAAUUGUAAACUUCCUGUUGAAUAGUUUGAAUGCACCAAUCACCUUAGUUGUUUGUGCAACUAACCAAUCAUAAAUAGAAAGGAAGUGACCAGAAAUUAUCAAAUACUUGGAAUUGGCUCUUCACAGGAAGUGUAUGAAUAUCUCGAGGAACUUGAUCAAAUGAAUUGGUCAGCCUGAGGUAAUGUAUUGAAUCAAUAUUUGAGGAACACUUCAAUUGGAACGACAGUAAAAGUGUAAACAUGAUCACAGAAGCUCACCACCCACACAAGCGGAAGUUGAGCGCUUGAAAACGAUAACUGUGAUGACUCAUAAAGAUGGAAUCUGCACUACUUUGCAUAAUGAUCUUAAUAGCGCGUAUCGGCGCGGGCUUAAAAACAAAAGUAUCAAAAUAUCACAGUUCAUUCUAACUCACUGUUCUGUUGCGAAGGAAAGUCUAGACGAUAUGUCGAAUCAACGAAGUCCUGUUUGGAAUUACUUUAAGAGAAGUUAUGACCCAACAUGUCAGCUCUGUGGAAUAAAGGUGAAAACUAAGGCCGAAAACACAACCAAUUUAACAUGGCAUUUAAUCAUAAACUAAUCAUCUCAUGGUGUAUACGACGAAAAAGCGAGUACAGCUUAAGCCAAACAAGGCGAGCAUCCUCACAGAAAUUUAUGAAGAAUCCUAUACGAACUGCGUAACCAUUAAGUUGUAGAUAAAUCUUUUGAUGUUUAAACAAGUUUCAUGCAAAUUUGUUUUUUGCUGUUUGUGGUGCGGUAUACAUACAAAUUGACUAAACUACGUUUUAUAAUUUGCAUAAUUCGAUAUAGUCGAAUACAUUGAUUUUAAAGGAACUAGACUCAGUUCCGAAAUAUCUCCAACUCGAACCGUCUUGACCUCGCAGCUCAUUUGGCAGAGCAUUGGACUAUAGUAUCGCAAAGGUCGCGGGUUCGACUCCGACUGUGGUUAGGCAAACUUUUCAGCUUGCGCGGUGUAGAUGCACACUCAUAGUAACACCACAAACAUCAUAGUCGAUAUUAUUGAUAUUUUUUUUAGAUAAUCAGUUUAGACCCGAGUUUCAAAACUGCAAUUUGGUGAAGUCUACAUCUAAGAUUAGUUGCGCAAUGUCCAGUCUACCAGAACGCACGUUUAUCGUGUGAUGUAAUCUUAAUAGAAUUUUAUCGGUAAAAAUCCCUAUUUGUGUACAUUUUAUGCAGCCAAGCAAAAAUAACUACCGAGAAAAUUGUAUUGUAAAAAUUAUACAUACACGUUUUUGGUUUCAACAUGCAAUGUCAGUGGCAGUCUAGUUAGUUGAAGCUCUUUCAAUAAAGUGCGCAGUUGAGAACUUUGGUUUUCUAACAAAAAUUGAUAUUCUUGUUAUGUUAGGCAAAGAGCAAGGCAAAAAAAUCAGAAGAGUCAAAGAAAUUCUCUCCAGGUACUUGUCUAUAAUAUUAUUUUUGAACGUAUGGUACCUGUAGCAGGUUGGUAUAACAUAAGAAACAUAGAACUAAAUAUAAUGUUUUUCAUGUUACUCUGCAUGAGCAGGCUGAAAAGUUAGCCUGACUACGGUGGGAAUGGAACCCGCGACCUUUGGGAUACUAGUCCAAUCCUAGGUCGCGGGUUCGAUACCCACCGUAUAGUCAGGCUAACUUUUCAGCCUGCUCGGUGUGGAUAUACACUCAGAGUAACAUAAAAAACAUAAUAGAACUAAUAUGUAUUUACUUGCAGUCAUGUCUGAUGGCAAUACAAAAAGAAAGUACAAGACACCACCACCACAAUUUUAUCUCCCCGAGCCUGUCCCGAUGAAACCUUCAAAGUCUGUUGUAUCCCAACCAGGUAAGAUCAUGGUGGAUUUAUGUUAUCGAUUGUGUAAUCAUUUCCAUUGUACAGCAUACCAAUAAUGAAUGUUUAUAAGUGCCAAUGGUAAAAAUAUUUUCAUGAGGUGAAAUAUGGAAUUUCUUCAUUCCAAGAGGCGACAGCCGUUUUAUACAUAUAGGUUAUCAUAUAAGGGAUGAGGUGAUAUCAGUUUUAUCGCUCGAGGGAUGAUAUCACAAUUGUCACGAGCGAGCGCAGCGAGCGAGGGACAAUUGUGAUAUCAUCCCAAGAGCGAUAAAACUGAUAUCACCUCAUCCCGAGUACGAUAACCUAUUUAUUAUAUACUUCUACCUUUAUCAGGGUUUGACACCCAAAAGUAAACAGUUUUGAAAAAAGAGGAUCAUUUUAGAAUUCAAAACAAAUCAUUUACUGAACAAAUAUGAUUUUAGAAAAUAAAUAGACCAUUCAUAUAAAUAAUAUACAAUUUAAGUCUUUCGUUUUGUAUUAUCGUUCUUGUUUUCUUCGAUAAACUCUCGACAUCAACCAACACGAACCUCGAGUCGGCCAUCUUUGUUUUGACAAGGCGCGAAAUUUAGCGGGACAAAAAACGAUAUCCGGGACAAAAAACGAUAUCCGGGACGAUAUCGUUUUUAUGUCCCGCUGCUUCCUACCUGAUAAAGGUACAAGUAUGUGAUAAAUAGAGGAUAUUACACGGCGGCGCGAAGAUAUGACUUUUAUCUUCGAGUGGCGAAAACAAUAUUUUACGAACGAGCGCAGCGAGUGAGUAAUAUAUUUUUUUUAACACGAGAAGAUAAAAGUCAUAUCUUCAAGCCACCGUGUAUUGUUCUGUUUAUUAUAUAGUCCCAAGCAAAAGAUUGUAAAAUUUCACGCUCAAAAGCAAAUGGGAAAAAGUCACGUGAUCGAUAUCUUCACUAGUGAAGAUGUAGAAAAUAUCUCACUGUGUAUUUUUCAGUAUCUCACUCUCUACUAUAUAUAAUAAAGUAUAUAACACUAAAGGGUGCAUUCCAGUUACGCGUUUUUCAUACGUGCGUACACGCACGUAAAAGUUGAAUUCGCUUAAAAUUUCAUAUAUAUAAAAUUUCAAAUAACCUUAACAAAUACACAUUAAAUCAUACACAAAACUGAAUGCUGUCCUUUUAUAAAUUUAGUUAUUAUAUAUCAAUAGUCAAAGUCGCAUUUUUCUAGUGUUUUAUUGGUUGAGAGCAUAUCACGUGAGAGUGACGAAAUUAGGCUGGCCCCCUCGCAACAGCGCGAUCGGGAGGGAGAUAAUACGUUAUCGACCGGCGAAUAACAAAAAAAUCACGUGCGCCAUCACGUGAAGAUGCGACCUUUGGACAUGCCUAGUACACACGUAAAAACGCACAAGUUGUAACAAACCUACAGCAGACUUGUAGCAAGGCCACAAGAGGCCCAGGAUCAACAAACAUUUCAAAUUUUUCUCCACUGGCACUGAGAAGGGGGACAGUACUUGGAACAGUACUGUAAUAAUUUGAUUAUUUGAAUCAAAACAAUUCCCAAACAUUAUACUGACUAAACUUCUUAAAUUUAAAUAUUUAGAUUUGCACUGGUUUUCCCCCGACAACAUUUGUUAAUUGUUUUGAUUCAAAUUUAUAUUACAUUACUGACUACAGAAAUUUGAAAUGUUUGUUGAUUUUCGUUGUCCAAUCAGGGUUGAGUGUAUUUUGAGUUGUUCAACGACUUCCGGUUUUUGUCCAGCAAACCCGGCACGCGGAUAUAUUUUGGGCGAAUUUUGUUAUUCCCUCACGGAUUUCAGAGCGAAUUUAAGCUCUUUGAUUAAAGCAUCGUUGUUUUGAGAGUUAUACGGUAUCAUUCUUGCAGGGGAUAUCGAUUAAUCGUGAAAGAAAUGCGUUAAAGGCGAAAAAUCGAGGAUAGUUUCGUGUGACAUAUGCCAAGUCUGGGCUAUUUUGGUCUCAAUGUUUCCUUCCUUCCCUCGUUAUAAGGAAGGCACAGGCGGGCGCGGGCAAAUCGAGCCUGGGCCUCCUGUGGCAAGGCUGUUCCAACAACUUGUCAACAGGAUGUGUUCGCACUGCUUGUUCCCAGCUUGUUGACAAGUUGUCAAUGGCUUGUUGACAAGUUGUCAAUGGCUUGUUGACAACUUGCUACAAGAUUGUUGAACUCAACAGACUUGUUACACGUUGUUCCAACAACUUGUUAUCGUCCUGCAAUUCAACAAUUUGUCAACAAAUUGCGAGUGGCAACCUUGUAGCCACUUGAUGAAAUGACAGCAUUGUUACAACUUGUUCACAAGCUUGUUACAAACGUUGUUACGCGUGUACGUAAUUAAAACUUUCUCUUUAAGUAACUGCAGUGUAGCCAGUGUUUAAUAUAACGUUUUAACAAUAAAAUAUUUCAUGUAUUUACGUUCAUUUGUUCUUUAAUUUGUUGUUUCUUUGACUAUUGAUAUAUAAUAAAACACUUAUUUACUGAGACCUCGGGAAAGCAGUGUGUUUUGUGGACCCUCGACCGUCGAUGUUUCCCUUGGCUUCGCCUCGGGAAACAUCGACGGUCUCGGGAAACAUCGACGGUCUCGGGUCCUCAAAACACACUGUUUCCCUCGCUCUCAGUAAAUAAGUGAUAAUUAUUUCAUAAGUAGGAUGUAAAGUGAAUUCAACUUUUACGUGCGUGUACGCACGUAUGAAAAACGCGUAACUGGAAUGCAGCCUUCAAACAAAUCAAUGUUGUCGAUUUUUUAUUUAAAGUAAAAAUACAAAACAAAUGCAUACCCGAGUUUCAAUGUUUAAAAUUAAUAGAAAUCCAACAAAUACGUCCCAAAGAUGUUUGAGUGCAGAGCUAAUAUAAUAACGGCAUAAAGUUAACUCGACAAGGUUGUAGAAAAUGGAUAUUUUUACACCCGCCAUUUUGCGGCGCACAAAUUAUGCAUUUCAAUUUAAUUCCAUCGGCCUCAUUAUGAAGAUUUGGAUUACUUGAGCUCUAAUUAGAAAGCGAUUAAGAUUUUGACGAAUGCAUGGAAUUGAAUGAAAACCAAACCGUUGCAAUGGAACAAAACGUACAUAGUGCAAAAAUGCACGGCUGGGCGUAAUUUUUAUUCCACAUCACGUAAUCGGCCAAUUAAAUUACCACAAUUUAAUGAAUUGUUUUAUAAUACAGCUAAUUCAAAAAAGGUUGUCCUUUGAAAAACCUUAAACUCUAAACCUGAAACCGUAAACUCUAAGCGUGCAAAGCAUAAUGAAGAAUUUAAUAAGUUUAGAAAGCAUAUAUAGGGCCCAUUUCCUAGAAACAUGGUAAAUAUCUCCUUAGGGACCGGUCAUUAUUUAUGGCGGGGGUGGCACCGAAGAGAAAUGUUUUCCGUGUCAAAAAUUUUGCUGACCCAACCAUUAAAAAAAACAAAAAUUUUAUUACCCAACCUCAAAUAUCAAUUAUAACUACCCACCACUGGCCAAAAACUUAACAAAAGGAUACCAUUCAGUUCAGUAAUGUCAGUUGUCAUACAUGUCCUUUAUCACUUCAGUGACAUGAGUUUGAUAACGGCUUGUGAAAUUUUCUGCAGUCUAAAGUUUCAUGUUGUCUGCACAUGUACUUUCUUUGGAAACACAAUUUGUUUUGUGAAACUAUGAUCAAGAUAGUGACUCUGAUUGAUUCACAUAUUGUAUUGACAAAUGACUGUUGACAUUGCUUUUCAGUCUCCAAUAUUUGAGUGGGUCAUGCUUUGGAAAUGACAAUAAAUUUUUAUUACCCAACCCUUGAGUUGUUUUGUUUUUCAUUUACCCAACCUUUUACUUACUCAAAAUUUUGUUUACCCAACCUUUUUCUCUUCGGUGCCACCCCCCCCCGCCAUAAAUAAUGACCGGUCCCUUAUGAGAAUAUUUCAUUCACAAAUAGUUGCAAUAUUCAACUACUAAGGGUGAAGCUUGUGGUGCCAUUAAGCUUUGCGCGCUUAGAGGUUAAGGUUAGAGUUUAAGGUUUUUCAAAAGACAACCUUUUUUUGAAUUGGCUAUAUACAAUACUCCACAUUAACUAACCUAUUGUUUCUGCCAUAGAACCAGUCUCGUUAAAAGAAAUCAUGGAUGAACAAUUUGCAAUACAUGUUAGUCAAUCAGACCAGGUAUGUUAUAAUAUACCGAAUCCCAAAUGUUCAGGAAAAAGCUUCAACUCGACGGUGAAGAAUAGCUUUUUUACAGUUUGUCCUCUGUAUUUACAAAGUAGUACAUGCAAUCUUUAUUUAUAGGAAAUUGACAAACGUUUUGUCGAAGAACAACUUGAUUUAUCAACAAAGCUUAAGAGAUCUCGUCUUCAUGGCAUGUUUCCUGGUGUUGACGCCGUUGCUCUUAAUGAAAUAUUUCAAGCCAAUAAGUGAGUACUUAUAGAUGCGUGUACGCAUUGUGCAUGAUAAGUUGAUAACGUCAAGCAAUGAGUGCAAGUAGAAAUUAAGCCUAGGUUACACGUGCGAUUUUUUUACGGCCGGCAACGCAACGGGUUAAAUUUCAUUGCGUUGGCGGCGCGGCAAUUGAAACCCAAUAUACAAAAUUUGCGAACUUUGCAAGGCUAUAUUUUCCGCAUUUUACAACAUUUCGCAACCAAACUUUGCAAUUUUACUCAUUUUAGUAUGCUCUUUCUAGCUGUGGUGAUUUAUUUGCAUCUCCUUGCCUAGUUUUAAAAUUAGUCUAUAAUGGGAAUUGUCUAUUGACCACAACAUUUCUUAGCACCAUCCAGAGACGAAACUAGCCCCUCUUAAUUCGGGCAGUGUCUGCAAGAAUUGCCCUGCCAAAACCGAUGAUGCCCUGCAGCAAAUUUGCAUUUUUGAGACCAUAUUUUUCCCAAAAAUGUUGGCGAGUGAGGGGAGGGGAUUAAAAAACAUGGUCGAAAAAAUUUUCCGGACAUAAACCACUUAUACAUUAAGGUUCAAAACAAUUUUUACGUACAAAUUACUGUUAAAACAUGGGUGAAACCCUUUUCUUGGACCAAUAUCUGUAAAAUUUAGGUCUAUGAAUCCCAUAAAUUCCCUCUGAAAACCCUUUAAACCCUUCUAUCAUUUACAAUCUUUGAUUGCCCUGCCAAUCCAGAUGAUUCGUAUUUUGGGGGGUGUCACCCCUCCCCCCAUACCCCCCUCAAGUUUCGCCUCUGGCACUAUCUUCUUAUUUUCAUCAGAUUUACAUGUCAGAUCUUCACAACUUAAUUACGGUUUUGAAUAACAUAUAACAACAAAGUCAAGCAUUACGAUAUAAAUAUAGCCUGCGCACAGUGGCAACCUAAUUUUAAGCUGGAUGCAUGCAUGUACAAUGGCUAAAUGAUAAAAAGGGGCGUGUGUUUUACAUUGUCGAUAUUGUGUUUCAGUUAUGACUUCGAUACAACAAUACUGCAAGUGCAAUCAUCUUGUGGAAUGCCUCUUACUGGAAAACCAACAGCUGUGAGUCCGGAGCAGUCAUUUACUAGUCAUCAGUCACCCAGUAAUAGACAG